ACACUGCAUGACAUUGAGUUGACUUUUGGUUUGGUUUUUUUAAUUACAAUACAUUUUAUUUGCAAAGAACGGACAGAAAAUACAUUGCUAUUGAUUGUGGCCACUCGCGUAACUUCACAUACGACUUCUCAUCGAGAAUGAUCUGGAGUGCAAGUGCUGACGACGUUUCUAGCGGGUUCUAGAGGUUGAGGAAGCGUGUGGUCGCAGUGGUCGGUCGGGUCGGUCAUCCUCUGCCUCUGUGUGAGAGGCGCCUCUCACGGCCGUGAGACAACAAUUGCAUGCGUGCGUGCCCUGCCUGCCCCACAGACCACAACAAACGAUUCUAAAUUAUUAGCCACAGCUCACAGCACAUAGCACACAUCUCCGAGAUGCGUUCCCGUAGCAAUUCGGGCGUCCGCUUGGACUACUAUCAGCGCAUUGUUCACCGACUGAUAUUGGCGCACCAGGAGCCGGUUACCGGCCUAUUUCCUGCCUCCAAUGUCAACUCGCAUGCAUGGAUACGCGACAAUGUGUACUGCAUUCUGGCCGUUUGGGGCUUGUCGAUGGCCUACAAGAAGAUCGCCGACCAGGACGAGGAUCGUGCCAAAUGCUAUGAGCUGGAGCAAAGCUGUGUGAAGCUAAUGCGCGGCCUGCUCAUGGCCAUGAUGAACCAAAAGGACAAGGUCGAAAAGUUCAAGAUGACGCAGAGCCCGUACGAUUCGCUGCAUGCCAAGUACUCCAGCAAGAAUGGCCUGCCCGUGGUCGGGGAUGGCGAGUGGGGUCAUCUGCAGAUCGAUGCCGUCUCUCUGUAUCUGCUGAUCCUGGCCCAAAUGACGGCCUCUGGCCUGCAGAUUGUCUUCUCCCUGGACGAGGUGUCGUUCAUACAGAACCUGGUCUUUUACAUUGAGUCGGCCUACUCCAUACCCGACUAUGGCAUCUGGGAGCGAGGCGACAAGACCAAUCACGGUGAGCCGGAAUUGAAUGCCAGCUCCAUUGGCAUGGCCAAGGCCGCCUUGGAGGCCAUGAACGAAUUGGAUUUGUUUGGUGCACGCGGCGGACCGGCCAGCGUCAUUCAUGUGCUGGCCGACGAGGCGCACAAAUGCCAGGCCGUGCUGCAGUCGAUGCUGCCACGUGAAUCCAACAGCAAGGAGCUGGACUCGGGCCUCCUGUGUGUGAUUGGCUUUCCCGCGUUUGCCGUGGACGAUGCCCAGCUGAUACACAAAACCAAAGAUGCGAUUCUGUCCCGCCUGCAGGGCAAAUACGGCUGCAAGCGUUUCCUGCGCGAUGGCUAUCGCACACCGAAGGAAGAUCCCUCCAGGCUCUACUACGAGCGCUGGGAGUUGCGCAUGUUCGAGAACAUCGAAUGCGAAUGGCCGCUCUUCUUCUGCUACCUCAUCCUGUUCCAUGCAUUUCAAAACGACAAACGCUCGGUGCAGGAGUAUGCCGAUCGUUUGGAGAAGAUAAUGGUCCGCUCCGAGGAUGGCACACUGCUGGUGCCCGAAAGCUAUGCUGUGCCCCAGGAUCUGGUUGGAUUUGAGUACCAAAAACCGGGCUCACAGCUGCGCGAAGUUGUGGGCCGUUGCCCCUUCCUUUGGGGUCAAUCGCUCUUCAUUUUGGGCCGCCUAUUGCAGGAGGGUUUCCUGGCUGUGGGCGAACUGGAUCCAUUGAAUCGUCGCCUGGGUGCCCAAAAGAAACCCGAUGUGGUCGUCCAAGUGGUGAUCAUUGCCGAGGACAAUGAGAUACGCGACAAGCUGGCCGAGCAUGAUCUGCAUGUCCAGACCAUAGCCGAGGUGGCGCCCAUUGAGGUGCAGCCCGCACGUGUCCUUAGCCACCUAUACACGUAUCUGGGGCGUAAUCGCAAGCUGGGGCUCAGCGGUCGCAAGUCCCGCGAUGUGGGCAUACUCAGCACCAGCAAGUUGUACUCCCUAAAGGAUCGUAUAUUUGCCUUCACGCCGCAGCAUAUCGACUAUGAAGAAUACUAUACAACACGCGAUCCCGAUUUGCUUGCCAGCAAUUUUACCACAAAUUUAGCAUUCUUGACCAACAAUUGGCGUCACAUGUUGGGCAGGCCGACAAUCACACUAAUGGCAACCCACUAUAUGCUAGACCAGGACAAGAUACCGCUGGCCAUGAUCCAAACGAUGAGGAAACUCAAGUCGGGCUACAUCAAUGGCACCCGCGUGAUGUUGGGCAGCCUGAAGGACUUUCUCAACACCUCGGCCAUCACGGACUUGAGUUUUCUGGGCAGCACCGAGGAUGGCUAUCCGGACCGUUUGCAUCCCGAUGUGCAGACCUAUUUGGAUGAGCAUCUGCUGCGCUCGUUCAGCAAUCGCAGUACAAUGAAUCUACGCGGCGCACAGCUGAGGCCACGCACCCUACGCCGGCGCAUGUCCUGCAAGGGAGCCAUCAAGAAGACGCGCUCCAUAAAUGUCGACUCCGAUAACCUGGGCAUGGAGGGGCCCUCACCGCUCACCGAACGGCGACUGUCGUCGGUGGUGCCGCCGCCCUGGCUGCAGGCCAACAAGCAGAGCCAUGUCUCAGUGUUUGCCACCACGCCCGAGGAGGGGCCCAGCUCGCCGAAUCUCCUUCUGGGCAACGAGCUGGUCAUUCGCGAGAAUAUCUAUCCCGUGGAUCCGCACGGACCGAAUCGUUCGGCCAUCGAUAGGCGCAGCGAGUUUGUGCGCCAGCAAGAGAUAACGGUGCCAAAAAUUCUCAUCCAACGCCAUCGGGCGGAAACCAAUUUUGCGGACACAGAGGUGGAGGAGCUGAUUGCCAUGUUGCGCGAGACGGAGAAUCUCGAGGAGCAGGGCGACAUACUGCAGUAUCUGGUCGAUACACAGGGCCUGGACUUUAAUACAGCUGGCCUGGGAUUUAAGAAUAAAUCGGAUGAUAAUGCCUCUGCCAUGGCCGGAGCUGGAGCCACACCGAAUUCGGCCAAGGAUAAGGCCAAUGCCACUUCGACGCCCAAAACGACUUCGACACCGACACCAGGAGGCGCCGCUGCCGCCUCCACCGCCAAUAGCAGCAGCAGCAAUAGCAGCAGCAACAUCAACAGCCACAGCCACAACAUCAGCAACAGCAGCAACAAUAGCAACAAUAGCAACAGCAGCAGCAGCACCAACACCACUAACAACUGCAACAACAGCAGCCUCAAUCUGAAUCUGAAUGUGAAUCCGUCUAACAACGAUUCUUCUCACUCUGAAGGAAUGCUGGAGGAGGGACGCGUGGUCACCGUGCGAGACCUGCUCAAGGGCCUCUACGAGAAGGCCUGCCAGCAGAAGCUCUGGGGACUGGUGCGUCACACGGCCGGGAUGUUGGGCAAACGUGUCGAGGAUCUGGCCAAGGCCGUCACCGAUUUGCUGGUGCGCCAGAAGCAGGUCACCGUCGGCAUGCCACCCAAUAAUGAGCACACCAUAACGGCACCCCUGCCCGAAGGAGAGCUGCGCCAACUGAUACACGAUGCCUAUGGAGAUGAUGAGAGCACAGCAAUGCUCACACAGGAGCUGAUGGUCUACCUGGCCAUGUUCAUACGCACCGAGCCGCAGUUGUUUCACGAAAUGUUGCGUCUGCGCGUCGGCCUGAUCAUUCAGGUGAUGGCCAAAGAGCUGUCGCGCACCUUGAACUGUGACGGUGAGGCGGCAUCGGAGCAUUUACUUAACCUCUCGCCCUUCGAGAUGAAGAAUCUCCUCUAUCACAUACUCAGCGGCAAGGAGUUCGCUGUCAGCAGUGUGGCGCGUGGCAAUCUGUCGAUUGUCAGCUGCAAGAGCAGUCGCGUCAGCAAGAAGAGCCAGAUCGGUCUGGGCGAUCCGGAGGGCGAGGAUGCCCUGAUGGCGACCAUCGAUGAUCGGCAGGGCCAGUGGCUCCGUCGUCGUCGUCUUGAUGGCGCCCUCAAUCGGGUGCCGCGUGAUUUCUACUCGCGCGUCUGGACGGUGCUGGAGAAGUGCCAGGGCCUGGCCAUCGAGGGACGUGUACUGCAGCAGAGCCUCACCCAGGAGAUGACGCCCGGCGAGCUUAAGUUCGCCCUCGAAGUGGAGACGGCCCUCAAUCAGAUCCCACAGCCCGAGUAUCGGCAGCUGGUGGUCGAGGCCCUAAUGGUGCUCACCCUGGUCACCGAGCACAAUAUGGUGCCCACACUGGGUGGCAUCAUUUAUGUGGAGCAUCUGGUGCACAAGGCCAAUCAGUUGUUCCUCGAGGAUCAGCGCAAGGUCCAAGGCGAUGCCACACUGUGCUGUGCCAAGAUCAAGGAUGGCAAGGAGCAGCAGCAGGCCGCUUCGGGGAUGUUACUGUGUGGCGGUGCGGCCUAUAUUUGUCAGCAUCUGUACGACAGCGCUCCCAGCGGCAGCUAUGGAACCAUGACAUACAUGUCGCGUGCCGUGGCACUCGUACUGGACUGUUUGCCCAAGCACGGUGAAAUGGAGUGCGCCAUCUCCUAAGGAUCCACACCCCAUCCCACCCCCGAAAGCGAAGGGAUCUGCGCCCACUUAAUGCCAAUUUUUGCAACUUUGGAAACGUCCUCUCUCUCAGUCACUCACCCCCUUUAUCUAUCUAGCUAUCUAUCCAUCUCUCUCUCUCUCUCUCCCCCCGUUUUCUCUUUUUGUGUGUCUGUGUGUGUGUGUGCGUGUGUGUGUGUAUUAAACCCAACGAUAAUUUUAGUCCAGAGGCCAAUUGUAUAUAUUUUAAAGACCUCUAUUUAAAGCCCUUUCAUUUUUGUGUGUGUUUUCUCUGUGCUUGUUUUAACCCAACAAAAAUUCCGAAAACGGUAACCCCUUCAUCGCUUUAUACGAGACACAUAUAUAACUUAUAGGACCCCCAAUGCCUCGUACUCCUCUUCGAUAACCUUGUCCACUUUAUGGAUAUUAUAUCCAUAGGCCAUAUAUAACACCACCCCCCCUAGCCCGACCUGCCGCUACCGCUACCGAUUUGGGUGCGCAAAACGACGAAAACUAUUUUUUUUAUUAAUUGUUGUAACUUUUCAUUUUGAAAAAAUGCUCUGACUCCCCGCCACAUACCCCCCACAUUUGAUACGUUUGGAUUGUAAUGAAGGAACGCGAAAGAUUUACAAUAAAAAUGUGUGUUUGCAAUGUUAA
This is a messenger RNA of Drosophila obscura, 5066 nucleotides long. Its product is annotated as probable phosphorylase b kinase regulatory subunit alpha. Lineage: Eukaryota; Metazoa; Arthropoda; Insecta; Diptera; Drosophilidae. The coding region runs from base 369 to 4412 and encodes 1347 amino acids. The record is from RefSeq and is a predicted model, not a curated record. The transcript is spliced from 13 exons. Gene Ontology annotation, molecular function: calmodulin binding. Gene Ontology annotation, biological process: glycogen metabolic process. Gene Ontology annotation, cellular component: phosphorylase kinase complex.